AUGGCGCUGGUGCCGCUGAGGCCCGGCAGAGCCGCCAGCCGCCUCCUGCCGCUGCUGUGCGGGGGGGCCAGGAGCAAAGGAGCCUCGAUGAGCCCCGGGGCGCCGGGCCGCCUCGGCCAGCGGCGCUACAAGAAGGACGUGCUGCCCUCCCCCGACGGGCCCGCGCCCUCCGUCUCCAUCACCGAGAUCCGGCAGUAUCUGCGGGCGCAGGAGAUCCCCUUCCACGAUGGGUACAGCUGCCUGCACACCCCUAGUCUCUUCACCGGCGACCGCGGAGACCAGCCGCUGUCCGCCAAUGCCCCGUUCACGCUUUUCAUUGACAAAACCACGGGCAGUUUCCUGUGCACAGCCACUCUGGCCGAGGGCACCUGGCAGGACUUCCAGGCUAACGUGGAAAUGCGGCACCGUGGCAUUACCCCUAUUCCCCCUGCCAGCUCGGAGGAGAUGGAGGAGGAAAUGCGACAGGCUCGCGAGGAUGCCCGCUGCAUCUGGGAACGGGCUCUGCCGCUCUGGGAGCUGCUGGAUGAGAAGGAAACCAAGGAGACCAAGGCUUUGUUUGGUAUCUCCCAGGUGUCAGAUACCACCUUAAAGCGCUUCGGUGUGCGUUAUCUGAGGACUGCCAGGUCUCUCGUUUUCCCCUGGUUUAGCCCUCAAGAUGCGACCCUGAAGGGCCUGAAGCUCGUGAGGGUGGAGAAAAAGGGGGGCACGAUAACUUACGUGGAAGAGACUUUACCCCGCUUCGAGUCCUAUCGCAAUCUUUUUGGGCUGUCCCUGAUUGGCCGCCGAGACACAGAACUGGUCUUAACUGGGUGGGAGCUGGAUGCCCUGGCCUUGCACCAAGCUGCAGGAGUGGCCAGCGUGGCCCUGCCUCGGGGGGCCAGCUGUCUGCCUCCCACCCUUCUCCCCUACCUGGAGCAGUUCAAGCGCAUCACGCUGUGGCUCGGCGAGGACUUGCGCUCCUGGGAAGCUGCCAAGCUCUUUGCUCGCAAGCUGAGCCUCAAGCGCUGCUCUCUGGUGCGCCCUGGCAGCCUGCAACCCCGACCCUUGGAGGCUCUGAACCAGGGCCUGAACGUCACAAAAAUCCUGCGUUCUGCCCUGCUGGCUAGCCACAAAUCCAUCAUCUCCUUCCGGCAGCUGCGUGAGGAGGUGUUCGGGGAGCUGGUCAACACUGAGCAGGUGUCUGGCGUCAAGUGGACACGUUUCCCCGAGCUCAACAAGCUCCUCAAAGGGCACCGCAGAGGGGAGCUCACCAUCUUCACAGGCCCAACGGGCAGUGGGAAGACCACGUUUAUCAGUGAGUAUGCACUGGACCUGUGCAUGCAGGGCGUGUGCACGCUGUGGGGCAGCUUUGAGAUCAACAACGUCCGCCUGGCCAAAAUCAUGCUGACGCAGUUUGCUGGUCGGCGCCUGGAGGACCAGCUGGAACUGUACGAUGAGUGGGCUGAUCGCUUCGAGGAGCUCCCGCUCUACUUCAUGACCUUCCAUGGCCAGCAGAACAUCAAGACAGUGAUUGACACCAUGCAGCAUGCAGUCUACAUGUAUGACAUCACCCACGUGAUCGUUGACAAUCUCCAGUUCAUGAUGGGACACGAGCACUUCUCUGUGGACAGGCUUGCUGCCCAGGACUACAUCGUUGGUGCCUUCCGCAAGUUUGCCACAGACAACACGUGCCACAUCACCCUGAUCAUCCAUCCUCGCAAAGAGGAUGAUGAGAAAGAGCUGCAGACAGCCUCCAUCUUCGGUUCUGCCAAGGCCAGCCAGGAGGCCGACAACGUCCUCAUCCUGCAGGACCGUAAGCUGGUGACAGGGCCAGGGAAGCGCUACCUGCAGGUGUCCAAGAAUCGCUUUGACGGGGACGUGGGUAUCUUCCCACUGGAGUUCAGCAAGGCCUCGCUCUCCUUCUCGUCUUCCAAAAGCAAGGUCAGGCUGAAGAAAGUGAAGGAGGAGAAGGAGAUUUCAGCCAACAAAAUCGUGGAGGGAGGCUCAGGAGCCUCCAAGAAGCCAUGA
Messenger RNA from Cinclus cinclus, 2007 nucleotides. RefSeq names its product twinkle mtDNA helicase (gene TWNK). The record is from RefSeq and is a predicted model, not a curated record. Gene Ontology annotation, cellular component: mitochondrion. Lineage: Eukaryota; Metazoa; Chordata; Aves; Passeriformes; Cinclidae. Gene Ontology annotation, biological process: mitochondrial DNA replication. Bases 1 to 2007 code for a protein of 668 amino acids. The transcript is spliced from 5 exons. Gene Ontology annotation, molecular function: ATP binding; single-stranded DNA binding; 5'-3' DNA helicase activity.